Molecule: messenger RNA, 2765 nt
Organism: Trichoderma atroviride IMI 206040
Lineage: Eukaryota; Fungi; Ascomycota; Sordariomycetes; Hypocreales; Hypocreaceae
Molecular function (GO): catalytic activity
Source: RefSeq, a predicted model, not a curated record
CCCCCGCAGUCAUUAUCCAUCAUGACUAUCCGCGUCGGAACCGCCUCACCCCACACUCAGGCCACCACUAAACUCACCCUCGCCCACCUCGAAGGCAUUGCCCGUCGCGCCGCAGACCGGGGCGUCGACAUCCUCCUGCUGCCAGAAGCCUUCAUCGGCGGCUACCCGCGCAACGCGACCUUUGGCGCCGUUGUGGGCAGUCGCUCUGCUGAAGGCCGGGAAUCGUUUGCGCAGUACUUUGAAAAGGCUGUUGAUCUGGGAGAUACCGUCGGCGAGGGCAGCGCGGGCGCAGGACUGAGAUGGGUGCGUCGGCAACUGCCGGGGUAUGAAGAGGGCGGCAGGGGACGAGGCGAUGGAACGCGAGAAGAGCUGGAGAGAAUUGCUCGCGAGACGGGCGUCUUUAUCGUGGUGGGAUGCAUCGAGAAGGCAGGCGGCAGUCUGUGGUGCUCCGUGCCGUACAUCUGCCCGAGGGAGGGCAUCAUCGGAAAGAGAAGAAAAGUGAAGCCGACCGGCACCGAGCGCAUCAUGUGGGCAGAAGGCCAUCCCUCGACCCUCCGCGCCGUGUCCACCGUCAUCCGCGGCCAGCGCGUCAACCUCGCCGCCGCAAUCUGCUGGGAGAACUACAUGCCGCUGCUGCGCCAGUCGCUCUACAACCAGAACAUCAACCUCUAUCUCGCCCCCACGGCAGACGGCCGCGAGGGCUGGCUCAGCGCCAUGCGCACCAUCGGCAUCGAGGGCCGGUGCUUCGUCGUCAGCAGCAACAUGUGCGUGCCCACCGAGGCCAACGCCAACAUGAGCCUCCCGAGCGACGCCGGCCUGGCCGCCAUGGCCGCCCUCGGAGACCGGGAUGUGGUCCCCAACGACGGCGGGUCGAGACGCGGCUUCGGCACGGCGGCCGGUGCGGAAGGCGUGAGGGACGCCUCGCCGCCGAGUCCUUCCCGGGCGAGGCACGGACGACGGAAGAGCGUCUUUGACGAGGACGGCAAUGAGAUUGUGCUGUCGUGCCCUGCGGAGAAUGGCGACACUACUCAAGAGCAGCAGCAGCAGCAUCUCCCAAGAGUGCAAGAACAAGAAACCCCUGAGCAAACUCCACAGAAAAAGUCCGCUUCUUACCUCUCCCGAGGGGGUUCUGCCGUCAUCUCGCCCUUUGGCGACAUCGUUGCCGGCCCUCAAUGGGAAGACUCGGACAAUCUGCUCUACGCCGACAUUGACCUCCGCGACUGCAUCCGCGGCAGGCUGGACAUGGACACGGCGGCGAGUUAUGCGCGGAAUGAUGUGUUUCGGCUGACUGUGGAUGGGCUGGACUUUGAUCCGCUGCCUUACUGAAGACGAAACCAAGGAUGGGCAUGUCAUUAUCACUAGUAUAUCUGUACCAUUAGAUUGAAUAAGAACAAAUGAAAGAAUUCAAUGUCUAGAUCAAAUUCAAGUAGAAAUAAUUGUAGAUUGAUAUGAGAUGAGUCUCAUCCUUUCUCUUUCUUAAAAUCUCUCCUUACACUCACAAAAUAAUUCAUCCAUCUUAACACGCUAAUAAAACCCAGAUAUUGCUUCCCUUCCAUCUGUGAUGGAGCUCCGAUACAAACACACAAAAACCAAACAAAAAAAAGAAAGCCUUAUGCUCCUGCCAUUAAGUAACGCCAACUAAUGCAAAUGCCUUUGUCUCUCACGCUCCUUUUCACAAGUUACGAUCAUUGUUCGGUGGCUGUGGUCUCUGGCACGGCCGCCAUCCCUUUUCCACCGCUUCCACCGCAGUCGCCUCCUCCUCUGCCUCCUUUCGCUGUCUCUCCAGUGCCGCCUGCGCCAGGAUUUCUCGUCGGCUGAGGCCCGCGCUGCUCAUCUUGCUGCCGCCCAGCACAAACUCGCCGCCUGUCCAGCCGCCGUCGUCUUCAUGCACGUCUUCCUCUUCAUCCUGGCCUGAGAUGUGGUAGCGCGAUGACUCGCCGAUUGUCUGGCCGCCAGUCUUCCAGUCGGCUGCGUCGACCUCGCGCUCAAUCUGGUGGCAAAGAUCCCAAAACUGUCGGUCAUGGGGUCCAUGGACGUUGUGCGUGAGCUCGUGACACAGAGUCUUGCGAAUCGUCUUGUAGUCACGGUAUCCGUCGUGCGCAUCUGUUCUCAGACGCAGCUCAAUCACUUCGCCCUGGUUGCGGUUCAGGCCCAGGAUGCGUGUCGUUCCCUCGUGCGUCGACUCGGUAUGUGCCAGCGGCUCCAUCUCCGUCAGCAGCGCCACGGUGAACUUGUGCUUCUUCAUGGCUGCCUUGAUGCCCGGAUCCUCCUUGAGGCGCAUCAGCAGCUUCAGGCUGCGCUCUGGAUUAGGCAGCCCGCCCAGCGGCCGAACCUGCAUAAAGGUGUAUUUGAGAUCUUCUGGCGAUGCGGCUGUGCGACGCCGGGUCGUCUUUGACUUGGCCUUGGAUCGCUGGGCCUCGCGGGCGGCCUUGAUUUUGUGCAGCUUGUGGCACAUGGUCUGCACGGCCUGGACGUCGGUUGCGGUUGAUCCCAUGACGGAGAUUGUCUUGCCGGCGAGGUUCUUUACCGAAUACUCAGGGUCUUUGAAGGGGUACUUGAUAAAGGGGCCCUUGGGCACCAUGACCUUAAUGUUCUGGAUGGGAAUCUCGAGGACGGCUUCGAUCUCGCAGAACAGGUCCAUGACGGUGUUGUCGGCGUCCAGCUCAAAGGGCAGCUUCUGGCCGCGAUGCGAGAUGGUGAUGCUGACGGUAUCGACGGGGUCGGCGACAUUGUCGUCGUCGUCCAGGUCCGACUCGCCCGCUGAG